AUUGCGUAGUGUCUGGCACCUGGUUGCCCAGAUCUUUAGACCUAAUGUGGCCCAGGCGAAUUUCCUCGUAAUUUUCCAUCAUUUUUUCCGAACCCAAGCGCGCGCACACGCGCACACACACAGACUCACGGAGAGAAAACUCUCGUAGUUGGUGCUGUUGCUGGCUCUUCUUCUUCUUGCGCGAGUGUUUCCUCGGUCUCUCCGCUUUGCGCUCUCGCCUCGUCCGUUUUCUCCGCUCUUUCGUUGGUACACACAAAAAUUUUUACGUCGUCAGCUUCGCACCCAUUUGGCUUGAUUGAAAAAAUUCUCCAGCGAUCGUUUGGCCGCGAUUUUUUCAACCAACCCGACUUUAUUUCACGUAUAUGCACGAAACUUAAAUUUUAAAAAAAUUUCGACACCAUUUGGUUGCGAUUUUUUCGUAAUUUUCGAGCGUAGUUUCUGGAAAAUUUUCCGAUGAAAAAAGCAAGAUGGCACACGUAGCUGCGCCUGUGUGUGUAUGUGGGCUGGCAGACGUGAUUCGGGUGGGACCCUGACACGUCGUGUGGAAAGUGCUAACGCGUUUCUGCAUGGAAAGUGCCGCCAGCAUGACUCAUCACGUUUGUAGGGGGACUGGGGAUGCAAUAGGAAAUGGACAACCUAAAUUUAUACGACGUUCUUAAAGUGGCUCCGGAUGCAACUGAUGAGGAAAUAAAAAAGAACUACCGAAAAUUGGCAAAAGAGUUCCAUCCAGACAAGAAUCCCGAUGCGGGCGACAAGUUUAAAGAAAUAUCCUUCGCCUACGAAGUGCUGUCCGAUCCCGAGAAGCGGCGCAUCUACGACCGAUAUGGAUUGAAGGGCCUGCAAGAGGGCGCCGAGGGAUUCUCUGAUGCCUCCGAAUUCUUCGCCCAGUGGUUCCCCUUCGAUCGAGUCUCGUCCGAAGGUCGGGGCAGGCGCAAUGGCAAAGUCGUGGUAAAAGUGGAGCUGACCCUGGAGGAGAUCUACGUCGGCGGCAUGAAGAAGAAGGUGGAGUACAAUCGCCAGAAGCUGUGCUCCAAGUGUAACGGCGAUGGCGGUCCCAAGGAAGCGCACGAGAGCUGCGAGACCUGCGGCGGAGCUGGACGAGCGGCCGCAUUUACCUUCAUGGGUCUCAGCCCCUUCGAUACGACCUGUCCGACUUGCGAUGGCAGGGGCUUCACCAUAAGGGACGACAAGAAGUGCAGUCCCUGCCAGGGCAGUGGUUUCGUAGAGCAGAAGAUGAAGCGGGACCUGGUUGUGGAGCGAGGAGCACCGCACAUGCUAAAAGUUCCCUUCGCAAAUGAGGGCCACCAAAUGCGAGGCGGCGAAUUUGGGGAUCUGAUUGUAGUCAUCUCCCAGAUGGAACAUCCAAUCUUUCAGCGCCGCCAUGCCAAUCUGUACAUGCGAGACCUGGAGAUCAACAUCACGGAGGCCUUGUGCGGCUACUCGCAUUGUUUCAAGCACUUGGAUGGACGAAACGUCUGUCUGCGCACGUACCCUGGUGAAGUGUUGCAGCACAACCAGAUCAAGAUGGUGCGAGGCAGUGGUAUGCCUGUUUUUAACAAGGCCACCGACAGUGGAGAUCUCUACAUGAAGUUUAAGGUUAAGUUUCCGGACAACGACUUUGCCACGGCACCGCAGUUGGCCAUGCUGGAGGACUUACUCCCUCCCAGACAGCCGAUAGUGAUCCCAAAGAACGCCGAGGAAGUGCAAAUGACGGACUAUAAGCCGCAGCCACGACAGCAGGAAGACGAGGACGGACAGUCGUCUCACUUUGAGGGCGUACAGUGCCAGACGGCUUAGUGCAUGUGGUUGUGGCUCCUGCAGGCGCGGUAUCUCUGCCUCGAUUUGUGGCUCAUCCUGGGCACUUUCAGCGUAGAUGAAGUCUGCUUCCUGGUGCCGCUGUUCGUCCUGAUAUGCAUAGUAUUAUUUUUCAUACAGGAAUGUUUGCUGUGAAAAGCGCGUGAUCUAAAUUCGUAGUGUUAUUAUUCGAGACUAAAGCUUAGCUGAUCUGUCACUAAUACAUUAGCCACGCUAAAUU
Molecule: messenger RNA, 2035 nt
Organism: Drosophila melanogaster (fruit fly)
Lineage: Eukaryota; Metazoa; Arthropoda; Insecta; Diptera; Drosophilidae
Gene: DnaJ-H
Product: DnaJ homolog
Exons: 4
Coding region: 628-1797 (389 amino acids)
Biological process (GO): protein folding
Molecular function (GO): heat shock protein binding; Hsp70 protein binding
Source: RefSeq, marked reviewed